AUUUAGAAAAGUUUUAGAUUCAUCUGUUUAUGAGGAGGAAAAGAGGCCAAGAAAAGCCAGCAAUUUGUCCAUGUGCUUAAUCAGUGAGUGGCAGGGGCAGUAAGCUGGUCUGCUGAGCUCCCUGCACUCCCUGAUCCCAGCUCAAAAUAGUUUCCAGUUUUCAUCUGCCAGUUGCUUCGAAGGCUUUUCUAAGGAAGACAGUUCAUAAAAUGACCCAGAAUUCAUCCUCCUUAGGUGAUAGGAUCAUUACUCCUUAUACACCCCCUAGGUCUCAGCCUAUGAACAAACACUUGUUUGUUUCUCUGUCUACCCUGUUCCAAACCACCGAGCUGGAUUUUGCCAACAAGAAGAGCUGUUUCCUGUGCCUGCCCCUGAGAGCCGAUGGCUCCCCAGAGAUCCCUCACAGUCCCGUGCAGACAGACAGAAUGCAGAAGCUGGCAGAGGAUCCUCCACACGCAAGAUCAGAGGAUGUCCCAGAUCAUCUUUUCUUUCUGGAUACUGCAGGUCUACGGGAAAUAGUGUGUUUUUGCGGGGUGCUGUCCCUUAGGACAAGUGAAGGGCUGAUGAGAAAGGAAACUGUGUGAGGUAUCACAAAGCCAUCCAUGGGGCAGCCUAUGAAAAUAUGUUCACACGGAGGGAAAAUAUCAGUGUUCAUAUAUCCCUUUUAGUGCUGCCUUCCCUUUUCCACUCCCACACCACCCCCAAAACAUUUUAAAAAGUUAGUUUUGGAAGAUUGACUUUGUGUUAUUCUAAAAUGUGUGCACAGUAACAGAAGUGAGAAAGUCAUUCCAGUCUUCAUCUAGUCACCUGAGUCAUGACUUUAAUGCAGCUUCUUUUUGUUCCUCAAUAUUUGAUUACAUGAUCAUUUGCAAAAAUACACUCCUGAAAUGAAAUCACAGUUAGCUGUGCAUUUUGGAGUAGUAUUAGAAUUAAGACCUGCCAUCAAAUAGGUUGCCAUCUAGAAUGUCUAUUCUCUUUACUGUGCCCCAGGGGCUUUACAUGCAUUUGCGACUUUAUUUUCAUUUUAUCCUACAGGAAAAAAGGCUCAGAGUGAAUGGCUAUUUGCCUAAGGUUACUCAGCUAGCGAUAUAAGAGUUAAGAAGAAAUUAUUUAGGCAGAUAGUGAGGGUACGGGAGACUUCCGUAAGGUUUUCCUUUUAAUGAAAAGCAGCUCCCAAAUAAUUUUCUUUUCUAACAAAGAGAAGCCUGUAAAAUCGAGUUGCAGACAUAGACAAGCAAGCUAGAAGCUUGCACAGGUGAAUGCCAGCAGUUGUGCCAACAGGAAAAGGCUACCUGGAACUAGGCAUGUUCAAAAUGGCAGCUCUAUCUUCUCUUCUCUUUGCCAGCCAGGUGUACAGUAAGGAGCAGACAACAUGGCACUGGCCAAGUGGAAAGCCUGUUUGCAUAAUAAGAUUACGAUGGGGUGGCCUGCCUUCCCUGUGUGCUACGUAAACAUCACACCUGAUCCAACCAAUCUGCGGGCCCUACAUAAAUCAGACACCGCCUCCUCCAGCCUGCCUAUAAAAUCUGGUGCACUCCACGUGGGCCAGAAGUCCCAUUUGGAUGCCACUGUCUUUCGCAAGAGGGAGAGCUGUUCUCCUUUCUCUUUCUUUUGCCUAUUACAUUCCGCUCCUAAAGUCACUUCUCACGUAUGUCCACGUCCUUAAUCUUCUUGGUGCAAGACAAUGAACCCCGGGUAUUUACCCCAGACAACACCACCACUUCACUAGGAGUUAAAAGAACGUGAAAUGCAAAUUCAUGGUCAUCUGGUUCCAAAGCCCAUAUUAACAAAAUUUUUUUAAUUGCGAUAAAAUACAUAUAACAUAAAGUUGACCGUGUUAACUAUUUUUAAAUGCACAGUCCAGUAGUGUUAAGUACAUUCACAUUGUUGGGCAACCAUUCUUUAAAACUUUUUAAGUUUCCCAAACUGAAACUCUGCAUCUAUUAAGAACAACUCUUUCUUCCAAUCUCCAGCUGUUAGCAACUAUCAUUCUACUUUCUGUCUUUAUGCAUUUAAUAAUUCUAGGUACCUCAUAUAAAUGAAAUCAAAUGGUAUUUGUAACUGGCUUAUUUCACUUAGCAUAAUAUCCUCAGGAUUCAGUCAUAUUGUUAUAUCUGUCAUAAAUUGCAUUUGUAAUGUCACAAACUACACCUUGAUAUAUUGUGUACUGGUUAGCAUAGAUUUAUAAUUAUUUUUAUGCUUUGCCUUCUACAUUCUAUAAAAGAAUAAAAAGUUGAGUUACAAACCAAAAUUAUAAUAAUUAAAGUUUUUACAUUUGCCUAUAUUUUUACCUUUGCUGGAAAAUUUUAUAUGGCCUAGCAUCCAUUCAUUUUAACUUAAAGGAUUCUCUUUCACAUUCCUUACAGAACAGGUCUAGUAGUAAUGAAUUUCCUCUGUAAUUUUUUUAAAUCUGGGAAGUUUUAAUUCUUUGCUUUUGAAGGACAGUAUUGCUGGAUAUAGAAUUCUCAGUCACAACUUUUUUUUCUUUCAGCAUUUUAAAUAUAUUAUCUCACUACUUUUUUAUUUGCAAGGUUUUUGCUGAGAAAUCUGCUGAUAGUGUUAUUGAGGACACAUUGUAUAGCUAUUUUUCUAUUUCUGCUUUCAAGAUUUCUUUUGUCUUUGAUUUCUCACAGUUGACUAUAUUUUAGUGUGGAUCUCUUUGGAUUAUCAUACUUGGAGUUUGUUGAGCUUCUUGUAUUUGUAGAUUCAUAGCUUUUCUCAAAUUUGGGCAGUUUGGGGUCAUUAUUUCUCCAAACACAGUAGUUUACCAUCACCCACAGUUUCACUUUCCACAGUUUCCAUUGCCAAUGGUCAACAGCAGUUUGAAAAUAUUAAAUGAAAAUUCCAGAAAUAAGCAAUUUAUAAGUUUAAAUCACAUGCCCAUUCUAUAGUAUGAUAAAAAAAAAAAAAAUACUUGUAUUUUUACUUGCUGAAAUUUUUGCCUGCUCUUCUAACUAGGACCUUACAUUCCUCCUCUGUCUAGGAUAUCUACACUGUAUAUACUACCUGCCUGUUAGUCAUUUAGUAGCCAUCUCAAUUAUCAGAUUGACUGUCAUGGUAUCACAGUGCUUUUGUUCAAGCAACUCUUAGUUUACUUAAUAAUGUCCCCAAAGUGUCAUGUAGGUGAUGCUGGCAAUUUGGGUAUGCCAAAAAAAAACAAAAAAAAUUUUCAUGGAGUGCUUCCUUUUAAGUAAAAAGGUGAAAAUUCUUGAUGCAAGGAAAGAAAAAAAUUAUGCUGAGGUUUCUAAAAUCUACAGUAAAAGUAAAUCUAUCCAUGAAAUUGUGAUGGAAGAAAAAGAAAUUUGUAAGUAGUAUAUAUGGGGUUUGAUACUAUAUUUGGGAUGUUGGAACAUACCCAACUGAUGAAAGAGGACUACUGUUAAGUUCUCUGUUCUUUGUUUCUCUCUUCUCCUAAAACUUCAUAAUGAGUAUAUUGGUUCACUUGGUAGUAUCCCAUAGUCUUUCAGUCUCUGUUUACUUUUCUUCAUUCAUUUUUCUAUUGGCACCUUAGACUCAAUAAUUUUAAAUGAUCUGUCUUUAACAUCAAGGAUUUUUUUUCUGCCUAUUCAAGUCUGCCAUUAAAACACUAGGCUGGGUGUGGUGGCUCACGCCUGUAAUCCCAGCUUUUUGGGAGGCUGAGGUGGGUGGAUAACUUGAGGUCAGGAGUUCAAGACCAGCCUGACUAACAUGGUGAAACCCCAUCUCCACUAAAAAUACAAAAAUUAGCCAGGUGUGGUGGCAUGCACCUGUAGUCCCAGCUACUCGGGAGGCUGAGGCAGGAGAAUUGCUUGAACCCGGCAGGUGGAGGUUGCAGUGAGCCGAUAUCGCACCACUGCACUCCAGCCUGGGCAACCAAGGGAGACUCUGUCUAAAAAAAAAAAAUACACUGUAAUAAAUGUCUGAAUUCAGUUAUCAUAUUUUUCAGCUCCAGAAUUAAUUUCUGUUGGGUUCUUUUUUAUAACUUUUAUCUCUGUUUUGUUUUGUUUUGAGACAGGUUCUCACUCUGUAGCACAGGCUGGAGUGCAGUGGCACAAUCUUAGCUUACUGCAGCCUCAACUUUCCUGGGAUCAGGUAAUCUUCCCACCUCAGCCCUACUAGUAACUGGGACUAGAGGUGCACACCACCAUGCCCAGCUAAUUUUUGAUUUUGAAUAGAGGCAGGGUUUUGCUAUAUUACUCAGGCUGCUCUCUAACUCUUGGGCUCAAACAGUCCUCCCACUUCGACUUCCUGAAGUACUGGGAUUAUAGGCAUGAGCCACCAGGUCUGACUAAUUUCCAUUUCCUUGUGAAUAUGUGCAUUUUGUUCAUGUAUCUUUUUUAUUAUUUUCUUUACUUAUCUGCCUGUGUUCUUCUUUGGCUCAUAUCUAAGAAUAUGAGCAUAUUUAAGACAGUUGUUUUAAAGUCUUUGCCAAGGAAGUCUGAAAACUGUGUUUCUUUAGGGUUAGUUUCUGGAGAUUUAUUUGGCUCUUUGAAUGGACCAUACUUCCCUAUUUCUUUAUAUUAUUUGUGGUCUUUUUUAUUGAAACUUGGGCAUG
Nomascus leucogenys (northern white-cheeked gibbon) is the source of this 4534-nucleotide messenger RNA. RefSeq lists its product as uncharacterized. Bases 210 to 584 code for a protein of 124 amino acids. The record is from RefSeq and is a predicted model, not a curated record. Lineage: Eukaryota; Metazoa; Chordata; Mammalia; Primates; Hylobatidae. The transcript has 2 exons.